Messenger RNA from Hydatigera taeniaeformis, 1209 nucleotides. NCBI's taxonomy places the organism in Eukaryota, Metazoa, Platyhelminthes, Cestoda, Cyclophyllidea, Taeniidae. The record is from the annotation of a GenBank genome assembly.
CAGCUGCAUCGAGGUUUGACAAAGGAUUUGGAGGCUGUCGCCAAGAAGUACAAGGCUAGUCGUGAACGCGUGGAUGCCGAACUUGAAAGUGAUGCAAAGGCUCUUCGCGAAGCUAAUGCGCAAUCCGAGAAGGCAUUUUUGGAACAGUUCAAACAGAAAUUGGAUCGUAGUGUGAGCUCACGAACCCUGCGAAAGGCGGUGUUUCGUGAUGUGCGUGACACCUUCAGCAGCGGAAGUGCAGUGUUGCGAACACCGCCAGACAUUCCGAAGUCAGUGGAGGAGCUCUACAUUGAGGCUGCCAACUUCCUACACCAACAGGAGGCCACGUCAAGCUCCCAAAUGGCGCAUCUGAAAGAAGUGCAUCAGAAGAAACUCGGCCAUCUUGAACUUCAAUUGUUCUCAGAGCAAUACGAACUCAACAUGAACUUCGCUAAAAUGCAGGGCAGGAUGGAGCAACGUCAUAUGCACAUGCGCCAUCAAUUGGCGCGUAGUCAGCUGAAGGACUUUGCAUUGGCGGACAGGCAGCUCUUGGCGAAGCGGCUGGCCUCUCAGCUGGUGGAACUCCGCGAGGCAGCAGAAGCAGAUAAGACGCAACUUCAUGAAUCUCAAAUGCUUGAGAAGAAAAUCUUCCUAAAGAAUGAAAGGGCGGCUCGAAAGAAGAGGAUGUCCAUGUACCAAAGAAAGCUAAGAGAGGAUGGUCCUCCGGAUGGAAUGAGCGUUAAAGAGGCAUUAGCAAAGGCAUGUCACUCCAUGACUUCAUAUUACUCCACCUCUCCGCCCCAAUUAACUGCAGUUUCCUUUGAUGCUCUUCUCCGACUGGAUAAGCAUCAUCAAAUGCAGACACAGGCUCUGGAUCGCGAGAUACUGAGUUACUUUGUGGAGUUGGAUGAGCAACAGUGGGAGAAGAAGAUCAUGUUGGCUAAUCAGGAGACUAACCGGUUAAAGGAACUCGAUGAUGAACACAAACAGGAGAUGAAGGCCCAUGCGGAACGCCUCCAGCGCAAAAUUAUGCAACUCCGUGAAAAAUAUGAGAAAGAGGUGACCGAUCGGGCCGACGUGACGUCGCUGAAGCGGCACUCUGACACGCUACCACCGCCGGGCCCCGGAAAUCGAAGCAGCCACCACCUGUUCGGCAGACAUCCCGGAAUUACUUCAAGCUUCGAAUCUUUACUAAUUACAGAAUGCAUUCGUCGAAAUGAGGUUCGAUAA